GUUUCUUCAACCUCACAUUCACGCCAUGGCCUACCUACCUGGCACCUCUGGAAAAUACAUCUUCUGGCUGCGAUACUUCAUUGUUCGGAUCCUUUGAACAAAUAGACCCUGCUCUAGACCCGUGCCGACACCCUACCGCAGCCGCGGGGUAUCAACGUCAUAUAGACAUCUUUGAUUUGUCUAUAAUAACACAUAUAACUCUGCACAGAUCCUCUUCAAUUUUAUUUCGCAUUUUUUGAGUGUUCACCAUGACCGCCGCUUCGAAUCCUCUCGACAUGCCUGCGCGCUUCGCCAUAGAGCUAGAAAAGCUCGACCCCGAUGUCGCUUUUCGAGCGUCGCUCUCCCACGUCCAUCACACAUGGGCGCGUACCUUCCAUUCUCGCCCAGAGCUAUAUAUUCGCCCACAAACCCUCCAAGAGAUCCAGAAAGUAGUAACGCUUGCUCGACGUAUGCGUCGUCGUGUAGUCACGGUUGGCUGUGGUCACUCGCCCUCUGAUCUCACAUGCACCUCGGCAUGGAUGGUAAAUCUGGACGACUACAACAAGGUGUUGAAGGUGGACAGAGAAAGAAAGACAAUGACAGUUGAGGCUGGAAUAAGGAUGCACAAUCUAAAUUUAGCGGCGAAAGAGCAUGGACUCACGAUGCCAUCACUCGGUUCUAUCGACGAUCAGUCGAUCGCGGGUGCUAUAGCUACGGCUACUCAUGGGAGUUCAUUGUCCCAUGGCCUCAUCUCCGAGUCUAUUGUCAGCCUACGUAUAGUUCUCUCUAAUGGACAGUCUGUAAAAUGUUCACCGACCCAGUCGCCCGACCUCUUUCGCGCCGCCCUCGUCUCUCUUGGUGCGUUAGGCAUCAUUGUAGAGGUUGAAUACCAGUUGAGGGAGCAUUCUGAUAUUGAAUGGGUUCAGACAAUCCUGCCAAUUGAAGAUGUGCUUGCAAAGUGGGAGAAUGGGCUCUGGACAUCGGAUGAGUUUGUGCGUGUUUGGUGGCUACCAUAUAUGCGUCGUGCCAUUGUAUGGCGUGCUUCCGCUUCAACGAAACCACUCCGGAAACCUGAGUAUAACUGGUAUGGGGGGGCCAUGGGCUAUCACUCCUACCAUAUACUCCUCUGGAUUUCGCAAUAUGUUCCCCGUGUUUUGCCUUGGGUUGAGUGGUUCGUCUUCGGAAUGCAGUAUGGAUUCAAAGACGGCUAUACCAUGUCCGCCGUUGAGGAACAGCGCACCGGUUUGCUCAUGAAUUGCCUCUAUUCGCAGUUCGUGAAUGAGUGGAGCAUUCCAUUGUCUAAAGGCCCCGAGGCUCUCACUCGCUUGACCAACUGGUUACAUGGGGAUGAGCGAGGCUCCGCUAUCCCGUUCAGCCCUAAGGGGUUGUAUGUGCAUUCGCCAAUCGAAGUUAGGGUUGCUCGACCCAACGCGAGUGGCACGCGCCCCUAUCUAGACACCUCCUUUGCCGAUACACCUUCGCUAUACCUCAACGCAACCCUAUACCGCCCAUAUGGACAGAACCCUCCAUGCCGAGAGAGGUACUAUGAAGCUUUCGAACACCUAAUGAAAGAGAUGGGCGGGCGACCACACUGGGCUAAGAACUUCCAAUCGGUCGACCAUCGUUAUCUAUCAUCUGUUUACGAUACCGAUCUCGACGAUUUCCUUCGCGUCCGAAACGAAGUCGACCCUGACGGCAUGUUCUUAGGCGCUUGGCAUAGACGCACAAUCCUGCCUCCUCGAUCAGAGCUACCCAUAUUUCCAUUGGAGGAGAAGGAAGUCGUGCGCCGCGAUCGUAGCACAGGUGGCGCUGAUUGGAUCGGCCAACAAGCACGAUGGUGGGAUGGCGGAGAAGAUGUUUUUGAGAAGAAAGAUAUCACGGAGACUGGCAGCGAGGAAAGCUUUGAUUUGAUGGCAGGGGCUGAGGCGGAAGCAAGUAUUCUUCUUGAGAGCCUGAAGGAUGAGCUGGAUAGCCCGGAGUUUGAACGAAGAGUCAGAGAGGGCUCGUCCGGAGAUCAGGUAUUUGAAAAAAUGUAGAGUCAUUGAGGCACUAAAUACAUAACUAUCCGAACACCGUUGA
Aaosphaeria arxii CBS 175.79 is the source of this 2058-nucleotide messenger RNA. RefSeq names its product L-gulonolactone/D-arabinono-1,4-lactone oxidase. Lineage: Eukaryota; Fungi; Ascomycota; Dothideomycetes; Pleosporales. Gene Ontology annotation, cellular component: membrane; mitochondrion. The transcript has a single exon. Gene Ontology annotation, molecular function: D-arabinono-1,4-lactone oxidase activity; FAD binding. Bases 249 to 2015 code for a protein of 588 amino acids. The record is from RefSeq and is a predicted model, not a curated record.